AUGGCCUCUAUCACAACUACAAUCACUCUUGCCAUUACACUUGUAAUAGCUCUCAUCCUUGUGGCGAUCAGCAUGAGGAAAGCUAUACAAGAAUUGAGAGAGAAACAAGACGUGCCACUAGAAGACCCUGUGUCUCUUCGAACAGUAAAACGGACUAUCCCAAGGGAAGUACCCUUAUCAGUCAAGGAGUACGUAGAGGAACUGUACAAGGAAACGGGGGAUGAGAACGUUUGGAACUUAUUGCCUCGAACUCCAAAUGGACCUGGAGAAUUUCACCCAUACCGAUUCUACCCUCCUGGUGACUGCAUCGGACUGGAGACUGGAAUUUCCGAGCAACGUCCAAAAAUAUUCUACAUACACGAAUGUGAGACAGAAGAGGAAUUUGAGGAGGAAUGUUGGCCCGAAGCCGAAGACUAA
This is a messenger RNA of Cantharellus anzutake, 417 nucleotides long. RefSeq lists its product as uncharacterized. The transcript has 3 exons. The record is from RefSeq and is a predicted model, not a curated record. The coding region runs from base 1 to 417 and encodes 138 amino acids. Lineage: Eukaryota; Fungi; Basidiomycota; Agaricomycetes; Cantharellales; Hydnaceae.